Molecule: messenger RNA, 2563 nt
Organism: Malurus melanocephalus (red-backed fairy wren)
Lineage: Eukaryota; Metazoa; Chordata; Aves; Passeriformes; Maluridae
Gene: IL17RE
Product: interleukin 17 receptor E
Exons: 16
Coding region: 29-2077 (682 amino acids)
Molecular function (GO): interleukin-17 receptor activity
Source: RefSeq, a predicted model, not a curated record
GAGGGGAGGGGAGCGGCGGCGCUCGGCCAUGGGGCGCCCGGUGCUGCUCGCCGCUGCCGCCGCGCUGCUGCUGAUGCCGCCGCCCGGGACCGGGGUCGAUGUGACCGGCCUCCUGGUCUCCGCCAACUUCGACUGCCGGGCCACCGCCGACAGUACGCUGAGCCGCCUCCGCUGCCGCUGCCCGUCCCGCCCCGGGCCGCCGCUGGAGCCGCCCGCCCUGUCGCUGAGCCGUGCCCGGCUGUGCCUGCCCGCGCAGCCCUGCCAGCCCUGCCUGCGGGUGCGCCUGGCCCUCCCCAGCGCAGAGCUCGGAGGUCUCCGGGGACUGCAGCUUACCUUCCUGGAGCUGGGCUCCAACCGGGCUGGCUGGCUGCAGGUCUUGCAGCAACGGCGGGUGCCGGGCAGCUCAACGUGGCAGGUGCAGUUCGACUGCUUCCCAGCAGAGAGCGGGCGGCAAGUCCUCGUCUCCCUCCACACCAUCCCAGACCGGGGCUUGACCCUGAGCCGCAGCCGUCUGGUCACCGCGGAGCCACCCGGGCCUGUCUUCACCCACGCGUGGGUCCCUGAGAUGCGGGCCAUUGAGGUGCGGGUGCCCGAGGGUCCUGCCCUCAUGGUGCGGCUGUGCCAUCAGCUGGCCCUGGAGUGUGAGGAGUUGCCCYGGCCCUUCCACCAGCAGGUGCUGGUGGAAGGAGGYGGCCAUAUCUCACUGCCCUACAAGUUUCUGGUGCCCUGCCUGUGCAUUGAGGCCUCCUACCCCCACCACGACAGCCCACGGAGAAAGCGCUGCCCCUUCCGUGACCAGCCAGAUGCCUAUGGUCCCGAGUUGUGGUCCUCGGUGCACUUCCAGGACUACAGCACCAGCAGCAAGGACCAGAUGGCAAUGGUGUUGAAUGCCAGCUGCCCCCUGCACCCACRGGCCACCCUGUGCUGGAGGGAGGCAGAGGAUGAGGCUGCACCCUGCCACGACAUCCCCAAUUCCACCGCCAGUCAGGAUGAGCAGGUGUACAUACUGGACAAGGUGGAUGUGCAUCCACAGCUCUGCUUCCGAUUCUCCUACAAGAACAGCAGCCAUGUGGAGUGUCCCCACCGGCCAGAGACUGCCUGGAAUGUCUCAGUGAGUGUCUGGGGGCUCCAGCUGCGCCUGCACCUCACCUCCCGCAUCCCUGCGGCCUUCAGUGCRGCCCUGUGCCAGCGCCGGGCCGGGCAGUGCGAGCCCGAGGCCCCGCUCUACACUGUCACACAGGYGAGUCCAGAGGGCUCUGCCCCAGGGGAGCUGGCGCUGUUGCUGCCAGUGCAGGUCCUGGGCAGCUGUGUGCUGGUGUGGCGCUCGGAUGUGCAUUUUGCUCGGAAGCAGCUGCUCUGUCCUGACGUCUCCCACAGGCACUUUGGGUUGCUGGGGCUGGUGCUGGCACUGGGACUGGUGGUGACUGUGCUGCUCCUCAACUGCCGAGGUGCCUGGAGAGCAGACAGAGGUGUCCCUGGUGGGCGCCCCGUGCUGCUGCUGUACUCGCCAGACUCAGAGGAGCACCUGGGGCUGGUGUGUGCCCUGGCCGAGCGGCUGCGCGCAGGGCUGGGCUGCGACGUGCACCUGGACCUAUGGGAAGCCGGUGGCUUGGGACAGGCGGGCGCCCUGCCCUGGCUCUACGCCCAGCGGGGCCGUGUGGGCCGCCAGGGUGGCACCGUCCUCCUCCUCUGGAGCCGGGGCAGUGCCCGGCUCUUUCAUCGGUGGCAGGUCGGGAUGGCCGACGGGACRCCCAGGGAUGCCCAUGACAUCUUUGGUGCAGCCAUGGCCUGCCUACAUGGGGAGCUGGGGGCGGCGGGCCGAGGCCGCGGGUGGGUCCUGGCCUAUUUCAGCCGGCUCUGCAGCCCCCGCGAUGUCCCCCGGCCCCUCCGGCCCCUGCCCACCUAUCGCCUGCCCCGGCAGCUGCCCGGGCUGCUGGGUGCCCUGCGGGGCAGCCCCCCGGCCCCUCGCCGCUGCCAGCGGGGCAGGCCYGGGAGGCUUCUGCAUCGGCUGCUGGAGGUGGGGACUGGGGAGGGCAAUUCCCCGGCCCGGCCCCCYGGGGCAGCUGCUGGCACCUGAGUGCCCAGGCUGCGGCUGAGCUGGGCAUGGCUGUGGGGGGUCAUGGUUAGGCACAGCCCUCAUUGAGGGCAGGGGCUCUACCAGGGAGAGGCAGGGCACAGGUGAGCGUGUGCCCACUGCGGUGGCAGGAGGGGCACCCRUGGGUGCCCAGGAAGGGGCCCCGGGGUCCAAGCAGGACUGGCCUCAGUCACGGAGUGUGCUGCAGGGGCCAGAGCGAGCAUCCAGCUGUGGCCAGGAGUGGAGAUGCUGUCCCKAGCAGGGCAGCUUUAUUCCCAUACAGGGAUCUGCUCCAGAGGAGACGCCAUAGAAGCCCCUCUGGACGUCUACUCCCAACUCCAAGCGAGGGGUUAGGGUGGUGCAGGAAGAAGCUGAGAGAUGGGGAGGCUCCCGGCCCUGCCCAGGCACAGGUGGCUAGAGGGGCAGGUGCUGGGCACAGCCUAGCCCUGCUCUUUGCCCCGACAUUGCCGGCAGGACUUGGUCUGGGGU